GUAAUAGGUGGAGUGUGAUUGGCUGGGUGGGGCUACCAUCGCUAUCUGCCGCUAUAUCUUUCUCGGACUCCCGACGAUUCUUGUCCGCUCCCCUAACUCUUCUUCGACUCUAAGUCCUUUGUGGCCGUCGCGUCCCCGACCCCUUGCUCGCCAACUACCAACCUCUGCUCGCCUCCGGACAACCCGCGCAGGCCUGCUACGGUCCCCGCACGCGUUCAACACUGCUCAGUCAGCAGACUGCCAGCACACCUUCAGAGCGGACUGCUUCGACAAUGCCUGGCCCCGUCAUACUCGAGUCUCCGGUCAUGAAUAUGCACAGCCCCGCCAUGUCGCCCAUCUCGCGUGUGCAGUUUGUGGGCCACAUGCACGCCCAGCCGCCGAGCCAGUCCAUCCAGGAUGUGGCCACACCGUCCUCCCCUUCACGCGCUGCGUUGCAGCCUCGGAACGGCAACGGACCGUCAUCUCCCUACGCCGUGGACCCCACGUUGCGCGAACGCAACGAGGGGAACAUUGACCCCUCCCUCAUCCAGCACGGCCAGGUGGACGUAUCGAGUCGCACGAACAGUUGCGCGAAUUGCGGCUCUAGCAAUACGCCCCUUUGGCGCCGCGACGGAGAUGGCAAGACGGUGUGCAAUGCCUGCGGCCUUUAUUACAAGGCCCACGGCUCACCUCGUCCCGUCGCACUCAGACGGACGUCAGUAGUCCCUUCGGCCACUCACCCGAACGCAGACCCUGUCGACGGCCUUUCACCCUCGCAGUCACCGUUGCGCAUCCAGCAAUCCACAACACGAGACCGAUCCCCCCUCUCUACCGCUCACUCUGCUUCACCUAUGCCGACCACAGCGGCAACAUCCCUGCCUUCCGUGCAGGCCCCACAACAGCGUAAUUCACCGGCUUUGCCGCCUCAGGCCAAGCCCAAUGCCCAGGUGCAGAAACCAGCACAUCCGCCGGGGACAUGCCCCGGAGAUGGGCGUUGCGACGGUACCGGUGGCACAUCCGCGUGUUCUGGCUGUCCUACUUACAACAACGCGCUUUCCGCGCAUCUUCAAGCUGUAGCUCCGAGCGGUGAGGGCAAUGGAACGGCUGCCGGUGCACCACCACCCGCAGCACAAGACCUCUCUCAAGGCCCCGCCAACGGUCAACCACCGACCCACUCGACAGUUGGCGAACAACCACCCAUGGAUCAAGGCAGCUCCUCUGCCAACGGACGAGCGCGGAUGCGUGGUCCCGUAGGCGCACUCAGUUGCGCGAAUUGUGGCACAAGCACGACACCUCUGUGGCGCCGCGACGACGCAGGCAACAACAUCUGCAAUGCAUGUGGGCUUUACUACAAACUUCACGGAACGCAUCGGCCCAACUCGAUGAGGAAAACCGUGAUCAAGCGGAGAAAACGCGUUCCGGCCGCCGCUGGCGCUCCUGGCUCUCCAACUCAACAGGAUCGCAUGUCCGAUCAGGCGGCAGCAGAGGUUCUUGCCAGCGUACGAGGAGGUGCGAGCGGGGGUGCUGGGACGCAGGACGAGAGCGAGGAGGACCAGCCAAAGCGCAAACGCGCACGCAAAUCUCGCGUGUCGAGGAAGGAGGGGGACGACGGGAUGGACGUGGACGAGGAUGAUGGGGAUGAUGAAGACGUGAAGACUGUGCGUAAACCCAGACGCAGUCGUGGCAGUGCGGUCGCUGGCAAUCGUCGCGGCAGCUCGCGAGAGUCGGCCGCUCCUGUGGUUUGGGGCGAGAUCAUGCAUCCUCAAUCCAUGGCUGAAGCUGGUCCGUCGGCUUCCCCGCACGCAUCGCGUGCAGGGUCGACCCCUGCUGGCGCACCCCAUGGGCAUCCCUUUCCCAACCCUCACGGCGGCUACAACCUUCCACCUCUGACGGCCGCUAUCAACGGGGAGAUGCCAAUGGCGAUGGCGAUGUCGAUCAUGAACAUGCAGGGCGCGCCGGUUCCUGGCGCGACUCCCAACUACGCACGGUCCGCCUCUCAAGGUGCCGGUGCCCCGAGUAGGACGCAUUCGCCCCUCGCUGGGCCCGGCAUGGCUGCCCCUCCUCAGGGCUACGUCCUUCCACCCCUCGCGCAUGGUGCCCCGCCCCCGCCGCAUACCUUCGUUCAUCACCACCCGCAUGCCUACUACGCUCCUCCACCGGGUGGUCAGCCGCCGGUUCCUUCUACGCAAGAGCUGGAGCGGCAUUACAACGAGCUGGCAGAGCAGAGGCGGAGGCUCGAGGAGAUGAUGGAGAAGACGGACCGGAUGAUGGCUGGUGUCAGACGUGGUCUCGACGAUAUGCGCAUGAGCCAAUCCGCGCAGGCUUCUCCAUCGCAAAGCCAGGCGCAGUCCAGUCAAGCUGCGUCUGUGCCUCUCAGCCGGGGCGAGCGGCCGACGUCGAGCAGGGAGAGCAUAUGGCCUGUUGCUCCGCCCGAGGCGUCCCCGCGUGAAACGAACAAGUAGAACACACGUACUGGCACUCGAACACCGUUCACAGUUUUUUCAAAAUUUAGGUAUUCAUGUUCAAUGACUGUCGGUUGUGUCGUCUCGUAUACUAUACGCGUUUGGCGGUUGUUGGUAUUCUUAUCUACAUGGACGACACUAUUAUAUGGUACCGUAUAGUCUCCCCUUCGUUCUUAUGUCGCGUAUCCGUAUGUUAUGUGUAUAUCGAAGAUGGCAAACAUAUAGAUAAGAUAGCAAUCGUUUUUGUUCCUCGGGAUCGCGCUCAAUCU
Rhodofomes roseus is the source of this 2710-nucleotide messenger RNA. RefSeq lists its product as uncharacterized. NCBI's taxonomy places the organism in Eukaryota, Fungi, Basidiomycota, Agaricomycetes, Polyporales, Fomitopsidaceae. The transcript is spliced from 3 exons. The record is from RefSeq and is a predicted model, not a curated record. Gene Ontology annotation, molecular function: RNA polymerase II cis-regulatory region sequence-specific DNA binding; DNA-binding transcription factor activity, RNA polymerase II-specific; zinc ion binding. Bases 273 to 2441 code for a protein of 722 amino acids. Gene Ontology annotation, biological process: positive regulation of transcription by RNA polymerase II; negative regulation of transcription by RNA polymerase II.